Podarcis lilfordi (Lilford's wall lizard) is the source of this 3999-nucleotide messenger RNA. NCBI's taxonomy places the organism in Eukaryota, Metazoa, Chordata, Lepidosauria, Squamata, Lacertidae. The record is from the annotation of a GenBank genome assembly.
ACGAGGACGGAAGCGCGCGAGGGACAAAACGGCCGCGGCAAGGUCACGUGCCCCCGGCAGGAGCCUAUGAAAGCGAGCGCCGCUGGGGAUGCUGCUUCCGCUGUUUGGUUGCUAUGUCGGAGCUGGGCGAGGAGCAGGAGCAGCCCUGUGGUGCUGCCGCCGCCGCCGCUCCUUUUUCUCCUCAGGAGGGCGGCCGGGGUGAAGGGGGCGAAGAUGCCCCGGAGGGCGGGGCCGGGCCUACGCUGGGGGUGCUGGAGUCGGCUCCCGCUUCGGCCGUUUCCCCGGUGACCGAGGAACCUGCGGGAGACGCCAGGAAGAAAAGUAAACGGGGGGGGGGGUGGCGAAAGGGCCGACGCCCCGAAAGGGAGAGGCGGAGGGAGGGAGGGUCGUAUUGGGCGCCCGAGGCAGGUAUCGCAGGCCUCCCUGAACGGCUGAGGGCUCACGCUGUCCUGUCAAGUUUCUAAAAGGUCCCGAUCUAUUGUCCCGCUUACCUGCCAGUUGUGCUUCCGUUGAUCUUGCUCUGCGCCCCAGGCCUCCAUGAAUCGAAUGAUUUCUUCUGGUUCCCUACCAAUAAAUGACACCCGUAUUACUAAAUUUUAUUGUAUGUAUACAUGGGUGUAGCCAGGAUUGGGAGCCGCCGAGAGUGGCUGGGGAAACCCAGCCAGAUGGGCGGGGUAUAAUUAUUAUUAUUAUUAUUAUUAUUAUUAUUUACGUUAGGGGUGGGCAGGACACCCACCUGUCACCAUCCUCCCUCUGGCUCUGUCUAGCAGAUUUGGACCGAAACGUCUCAACAGUAGUUGUUUUAAAUUACUUUUUUUACCCCAAAUGUUCAGAAAAAUAUCAAAUCUACAAUUUCUACUUUUAGUUAAGUAUUUUUAUUUACUUGAUUUGAGAACACAGCUCCCCCCCCCCAGCUACACCCAUGUAUGUAUAUCCUCAAGGGCUCAGCAGCGGUAUUUUAGGUGUAUAAAUUCUACAAUGAUAAGAUUUUUGCAAAUUAUUCUGUUGCAUUUCUCCUUGUUUCCUACAUUUUAUUGAUUUUCUUUCACUAUACUUCAGUGACAUGUUCUGCUGUGUUUCUAUUUGUUCUCAUUUGCAAUGUUCUCUGCUUUCUAGUUGAUGUUUUGCUCAAGGCUGUUGGGGAUACCCCUAUAAUGAAAACCAAGAAAUGGGCAGUAGAGAGAACACGCACAAUCCAAGCCCUUAUUGACUUCAUCAAAAAGUUUCUCAAACUAGUGGCCUCGGAACAGCUGGUAAGUGACGUCCUCACUUCCCUAUUUAGGAAUAUGAGAGUCAUCAGUAAGAGCCUAAUCAGAGUAGGAUGCUGCUGGGAAGCUUACAAGCAGGGUUUGAAGGCACCAAAUAUUCCCUCUAGUUUGUCCCCACCUAUCUCCAAAAUAUAUACUUGAUGAGUUCUGAGUCCCCAAAUCUAUUUGGAAGUUUACUGCUAUGCACAUGGGUAAGCUUUUCCAAGGUUAUUUCUCAUAGUAGUAGAAUAGUGGCUUUAGAUAUUUUAAAUUACCUCUAUCGGUUUCAUUAAAUCUAGGCUGAGCUGAGAUCCUGAGUGGAUGUAACUUGAAACUAAAUGUAAUGUGGGCAUCUUCAAGGGAAUGAUUGCGGUUCCAGCUAUACAUUUAUGCUGUUGUCAAAAAUGACAAAAGACAGAGAAAUAUAGACGCUAUUAAACUUGAACUAUGAGAAAACAGAUGUUAGAUGAAAUGGUUGUAUGGGUGCAAAAGUAGCCACAUGUUAUAUACUAGCAGUGGUUUUAGUUCACAAAUGCUAACCCAGUUCUGAAAUGAUUGUUGUGUUGAAACUGAAUAUUUUAAUAUUGAAUCACGACUCACAAUGUUUGAUCAAGAGCCAUGAACACCAAACAUAGUUGGACUCAUAUCCAAUCCAGCUUUCCUGCAAAGCUUUAACAAAUAGCCACUUAGCAACUAUCCAUAAAGGAGCUUCGGUUGUGGCCAAGCAGUUAUCCUGAUAGCAAGUUAUCUUUUCUUUUACUCCUGUUAUCAAAGGACUUCAAGUAGCUAUGAGCUGGAGGUGGGCUGGAGGAGGAGCAAACUCCUGUCAACUCUUAAGUCCUCAGGCCAGUAAAUAUGGGUAGACUGGCUUCCUCCUUUGAACAAUAAAACUAAUGGACCUAUUCCUCAUAGUGGUGCAGCAAUAAAACUGCUAACACAUUUGCAAAGCUUAGCAGGGCCCAGUAUAGUUUAAAUUGGAUGAGGGAAGCUUGUUGAGAUUCCUGCCUUUGCAGGACUAGAUGACCCUCAGAGUCCCUUCCAACUUGACAAUUCUAUGGUUCUUGGGUUCUUCGCCCUUGUUGAACCUUCAGCUUAUAGCUGGCUGUAGACUGUUCUUCUCUUAGCCCUGUAAUUGCAGUGACAGGAUGCUGAGGUAACAUGGGAGAGAAUAUUGUCUGAUAAAAGUUUUCUGUUUAAACAGAGUAACUUCCUCUAAAACUUACCAAGUAUCUCUUUCUCAUACAGUUUAUUUAUGUGAAUCAGUCUUUUGCUCCUUCACCAGACCAGGAAGUUGGAACACUAUAUGAGGUAAUUUGCAGCUUCUAAGUAUUUCCUUUUCUCUUCUUUGCAUUAGAAACUAAGGCAGGCGUAGGCAAACACGGCCCUCCAGAUGUUUUGGGACUACAACUCCCAUCAUCCCUAGCUAACAGGACCAGUGGUCGGGGAUGAUGGGAAUUGUAGUCUCAAAACAUCUGGAGGGCCGAGUUUGCCUAUGCCUGAACUAAGGACACCAUUCAAUUGUUUGGAUAAGGCAAAGGUUGCCCUGCCCAGAACAACUGCACCGGCACAGAGCUCUCUGUUCCACCCACUAAAAGGACAGUCCUACUAGUAUCAAUCCACAAAAGGGUAUUCCAGAGAGGGAGGGAAUGUGGCUGAGCCAGCCUGGAAUCCAUUAGCCAGCUCUUCUUGGGCCCAAUGAAGGGUGCAAUGCUUUUACCAGCUUCAGGCUGGCAUAGCCCAGAGCAGGCUUUUACCUGCCCUUCCAAAUACAGUAGUGGUUCAGGGAGUCUCACUGCCUGCUCUGGAGUCUGGAUUGCUCUGCAAGAUGUUUCAGUUUGAUUACCAUUUCACUCCAUGUCUGCGGUAGCAAAUGCUGCAUGUAACUUUCAAAGUAUGUUGUCAACAGGUGGCAGCAUUUCAUAAGAAACCUUCAGUAGAAUGUUGACACUUUAUACUGUAUAUUAGGCUGUAUAAUAGCGACCCAACAGUUUAUAGGUUUAAUUAAAUAUUAAAUUUGUUUAACUCCUCUGUUUCUUGUUCUGUUGCAGUGUUUUGGAAGUGAUGGCAAGCUUGUACUGCAUUAUUGUAAAUCUCAGGCCUGGGGAUGAAUUAGGAGCUACAAGUGCUUGGGAUUCUUAGAAAAUGAAUGGGCUAUAAAGAUCUUCAGAAACAUUCCCCAGGGACAAACUGAAGAAAUGUCUGCAUUGUUACCCAUGGAGUUCACUUUAUUCUCCCUAUUUUCUCUACUUGUCAGUAUAGGAGAUAAAUACAAGAACUACGUAGCCUCCCGGCUUCCAUUUUCUUCAUUUGAUCACUUGCUUUGUGCAAAUAAUUGUGUGUGUGCCAUCUGUACAGCUGAGCUGCCUGUCCUUGCUCCAGGACUUGUUUUGAAAGGAUACUAUCUCCUGACUUGGAGAGUACAUGGAUCAUUAUUUCAUCAGGCUGCAUGGAAGUUUACAGCCUCCCUUUUAGGAUAUUUAUUGUAGAUGGGCAGCUGAAGUAUCUGUAUAUGCAUAAAAUAGUUACAUUUACUUAUGACUAUUUGUUUUAAACACAGUUGCUGGGAUUUAACUUUGGAAUCUGUAGUCCCAAAGAGACUUUAGGAUGGUGUUUCUCAAGCAGCAGCCCUCGCAGCUAAUCUCCUUCCUUCCCCUUGUUCACUACACAACAAAGUAUAUACAAUGAAAUGCAGAAAUAUAAAUGUAGGAAUAUUGGGCAGCUUUGAGAAUAAAGGUUAUCAUUUAACAAAUUA